Messenger RNA from Cyprinodon tularosa, 1352 nucleotides. RefSeq names its product spidroin-2-like. Bases 78 to 1352 code for a protein of 424 amino acids. Lineage: Eukaryota; Metazoa; Chordata; Actinopteri; Cyprinodontiformes; Cyprinodontidae. The transcript has 3 exons. The record is from RefSeq and is a predicted model, not a curated record.
GUGGAGAUGAGAGUUUUCCUUUUUAAGUCAGAAAAGAGAGGCUGGUGGAUUCAAAGUUUUUUCCUCCUGCAGUCAGUAUGAGUGUGGAUCCUUGUUUGGUGUUGCUGUUGCUUGGCUGCUUGUCAACAGUUGCCUGGAGUGAAAAGGUGGCGGCAGCCUGGGAUGUGCCCCCCUGGCGCAACGGAAGUUCAAGGGCGGCAGUGGCCUGGGACCGGGCCCCCCAAGGCAACGGGAGUGCAACGGCUAGGGCGGCAGUGGCCUGGGACCGGGCCCCCCAAGGCAACGGGAGUGCAACGGCUAGGGCUGCAGUGGCCUGGGACAAGGCCCCCCAAGGCAACAGGAGUGCAAGGGCUAGGGCGGCAGUGGCCUGGGACAAGGCCCCCCAAGGCAACGGGAGUGCAAGGGCUAGGGUGGCAGUGGCCUGGGACAAGGCCCCCCAAGGCAACGGGAGUGCAAGGGCUAGGGUGGCAGUGGCCUGGGACAAGGCCCCCCAAGGCAACGGGAGUGCAAGGGCUAGGGUGGCAGUGGCCUGGGACAAGGCCCCCCAAGGCAACGGGAGUGCAAGGGCUAGGGUGGCAGUGGCCUGGGACAAGGCCCCCCAAGGCAACGGGAGUGCAAGGGCUAGGGUGGCAGUGGCCUGGGACAAGGCCCCCCAAGGCAACGGGAGUGCAAGGGCUAGGGUGGCAGUGGCCUGGGACAAGGCCCCCCAAGGCAACGGGAGUGCAAGGGCUAGGGUGGCAGUGGCCUGGGACAAGGCCCCCCAAGGCAACGGGAGUGCUAGGGUGGCAGUGGCCUGGGACAAGGCCCCCCAAGGCAACGGGAGUGCUAGGGCGGCAGUGGCCUGGGACAAGGCCCCCCAGGGCAACGGGAGUGCUAGGGCGGCAGCGGCCUGGGACAAGGCCCCCCAGGGCAACGGGAGUGCUAUGGCAGCGGCCUGGGACGAGUCCCCCCAGGGCAACGGGAGUGCUAUGGCAGCGGCCUGGGACGAGUCCCCCCAGGGCAACGGGAGUGCUAUGGCGGCGGCCUGGGACGAGUCCCCCCAGGGCAACGGGAGUGCAAGGGCUAGGGCGGUGGCCUGGGACCGGGCCCCCCAGGGCAACGGGAGUGCAAGGGCUAGGGCGUUGGCUAGGGCCCGGGCCCCCCAGGGCAACGGGAGUGCUAGGGCGGCAGCGGCCUGGGACAAGGCCCCCCAGGGCAACGGGAGUGCUAUGGCAGCGGCCUGGGACGAGUCCCCCCAGGGCAACGGGAGUGCUAUGGCGGCGGCCUGGGACGAGUCCCCCCAGGGCAACGGGAGUGCUAUGGCGGCGGCCUGGGACGAGUCCCCCCAGGGGCAACGGGAGUGCAAGGGCUAG